UGGAACCUAGAGGAAGCCCUGACGGCAGACUCUCAACACUCAGAGCAGCUCAGCGUCAGGAAUCUUUAAUUAUACUGCACAUCUGGCUGUGAGACGAACCUUGGACACCCUUCACACAUCUACACUAUCUCGCACUGACUCUCUAUUUGGCGACAGAGCAGAAGCACCAGUGAGGGUUGAAGCGCCCCUCACACAGAGCAGAGUGACUGCUAGCGAGGAAAGACACUCAUACAAAGUCAGAGACACAACAUGAUGGAGUUGAAAAUCCAGUUGAUACCCACAGGAGAAAUCAUACUGCCUCCAGGGAAAAAUGGAGAGUUUUACUGCCAAAGCUGCACUAAGGCUGUGGGCAGUGACGGAAUCCGGGUCAUGAUGGAGAGCGCCCUGACAGCCAGGGACCGGGUGGGCGUGCAGGACUUUGUCCUGCUGGAGAACCACACCAGCGAGGUGGCUUUCAUUGAGAACCUCCGCAAACGCUUCAAGGAGAACCUCAUUUAUACAUACAUUGGCUCAGUGCUGGUGUCCGUGAACCCCUACAAAGAGCUGGAGAUCUACACUAAACAGCACAUGGAGCGAUAUAGGGGCGUCAAUUUCUAUGAAGUCUCACCUCACAUUUAUGCCGUGGCUGAUAAUGCAUAUCGCUCCAUGCGGACUGAAAGACGGGAUCAGUGCAUCCUCAUCUCAGGUGAGAGCGGUGCCGGCAAGACCGAAGCCUCCAAAAAGGUUCUGCAGUACUACGCCGUCACCUGCCCUGCCAGCGAGCAUGUGCAGACCGUCAAAGAUCGCCUGCUGCAAUCCAACCCUGUACUGGAGGCUUUUGGAAAUGCAAAAACUUUACGAAAUGACAAUUCCAGUCGCUUUGGGAAAUACAUGGACAUUCAGUUUGACUUCAGAGGUGCUCCGGUAGGAGGUCACAUCAUUAACUACCUGCUGGAGAAAUCACGAGUUGUGCACCAGAGCCACGGCGAGAGGAACUUCCACAUCUUUUAUCAGCUUAUCGAGGGAGGAGAGGAAGAUCUGCUGAGGAGGCUGGGGCUGGAGAGGAACGCCCAGCAGUACCAGUUUCUGGUGAAGGGUAACUGUCCCAAAGUGAGCUCCAUAAAUGACCGCAAUGACUGGAAGAUAGUGAGGAAAGCCCUGAGCGUCAUUGGCUUCACUGAUGAUGAUGUGGAGGAGCUUUUGAACAUUAUUGCCAGUGUACUGCACUUGGGGAAUGUCCAGUAUGGAGGAGAGGACAGCGGCACUUCCUACAUCACUACAGAGACGCAGAUUAAAUACUUAGCCAGGUUGUUAGGUGUGGACGGCACUGUUCUUAAGGAGGCUCUAACACAUAAAAAGAUCAUUGCCAAAGGAGAAGAGCUGAUGAGUCCUUUAAAUCAAGAGCAGGCCGCUUCUGCACGGGACGCCUUAUCUAAAGCCAUAUACGGUCGUACUUUUACUUGGCUGGUCAACAAAAUUAAUGACUCUCUGGCCUUCAAGGAUGAUUCAUUCAACAGUAAGAACGCCUCUGUCAUUGGUCUGCUGGACAUCUAUGGUUUUGAGGUCUUUCAGAACAACAGUUUUGAGCAGUUUUGUAUCAACUAUUGUAAUGAGAAGCUGCAGCAGCUCUUCAUUGAAUUGACUCUGAAGUCAGAGCAGGAAGAAUAUGAAGCCGAGGGAAUCACGUGGGAGCCUGUGCAAUAUUUUAACAACAAGAUCAUUUGUGAUCUUGUGGAGGAGAAGUUUAAGGGAAUCAUUUCCAUCUUGGAUGAAGAGUGUCUCCGGCCUGGAGAUGCCAGUGACAUCACCUUCCUGGAGAAGCUUGAGGACACCGUCGGUGGUCAUGCACACUUCUUAACUCACAAGCUGGCUGAUGGAAAAACCCGUAAAGUGAUGGGUCGUGAAGAGUUCAGACUGAUCCACUACGCAGGAGAAGUCAACUACAAUGUGAACGGCUUCCUGGACAAGAACAAUGAUCUCCUGUUCAGAAACUUGAAGGAGGCCAUGUGUAUGUCCGAAAAUAAGAUCCUCACUCAGUGUUUUGACCGAGAAGAACUCACAGACAAGAAACGUCCUGAGACGGCAGCAACCCAGUUCAAGAACAGCCUGGCGAAGUUGAUGGAAAUCCUGAUGUCUAAGGAACCGUCUUAUGUGCGCUGCAUCAAGCCCAAUGAUGCCAAGCAAGCAGGGCGUUUUGAUGAAGUCCUCAUCAGGCACCAAGUAAAAUAUCUUGGUUUGAUGGAAAACCUUCGGGUGAGGAGAGCUGGCUUUGCAUAUCGCCGUCGCUACGAGACCUUCCUGCAAAGGUAUAAAUCCCUAUGUCCAGACACCUGGCCGAACUGGGACGGCCGUCUGGUUGAUGGAGUGUCCACACUCGUCAAGCACCUCGGCUACAAACCUGAGGAGUACAAACUCGGCAGGACCAAAAUCUUCAUCCGCUUCCCUAAAACCUUGUUUGCAACCGAAGAUGCACUAGAAGUCAGAAAACACAGCCUUGCUACCAAACUCCAGUCAUCCUGGAAAGGCUACAGUCAAAAAACCAAAUACCGUAAAAUGCGACAAUCAGCUAUCAAGAUCCAGGCCUGGUGGAGAGGUAUUCUGGCCCGCAGGGAAGCAAAGCGCAGGAGAGAGGCUGCCAACACCAUCCGCAGGUUCAUCAAAGGCUUCAUCUAUCGUCACCAGCCGCGUUGCCCAGAGAAUGAAUACUUCCUGGACUACGUUCGCUAUUCGUUCCUAAUGAAGUUGCACAGGAGCCUACCCAAAACUGUUUUAGAUAAGAACUGGCCAACCCCACCUCCCGCCCUCAUUGAGGCUUCAGAACACCUCCGCAAACUCUGCAUGCAGAACAUGGUGUGGAAGUACUGCAAGAAUAUCAACCCGGAAUGGAAGCACCAGUUGGAGCAGAAAAUGGUCGCAAGUGAAAUCUUUAAGGACAAGAAGGACAACUACCCACAAAGCGUCCCCAAACUUUUUGUGGGCACAAGACUCAAUGGGGAAGACAUCAACCCUAAAGUGCUACAGGCUCUGGGGAACGAGAAGAUGAAGUAUGCUGUUCCAGUGACGAAGUACGAUAGAAAAGGAUACAAAGCACGCAACCGACAGCUCCUGCUCAUGGCCAGCAGUGCCGUCAUUGUAGAGGAGGCCAAGCUGAAACAGCGGAUCGACUACAGCUCUCUGAAAGGGAUUUCUGUCAGCUCUCUGAGUGACGGCAUGUUUGUUCUCCAUGUUGCUUGUGAAGACAAUAAGCAGAAGGGUGAUGUGGUGCUUCAGAGUGAGCAUGUCAUUGAGGCGUUAACCAAAGUGGCCAUCUGUGCUGACAAGAUGAACAGCAUUAACAUUAACCAGGGAAGUAUAAAGUUCAGUGUGGCGCAAGGAAAAGAAGGGAUCAUAGAUUUCACAUCUGGCUCAGAGUUGCUGAUAGCCAAGGCUAAGAAUGGACACCUUUCUGUGACUGCCCCUCGCCUCAACUCAAGAUGAUGGACGAGUCAUGACCAAGCACUUCCUGCAUUCUCACAGGAUCUUCCAGAUACGCUCCUUAGUUCAUCAA
Molecule: messenger RNA, 3526 nt
Organism: Labeo rohita (rohu)
Lineage: Eukaryota; Metazoa; Chordata; Actinopteri; Cypriniformes; Cyprinidae
Gene: myo1cb
Product: myosin Ic, paralog b
Exons: 32
Coding region: 250-3456 (1068 amino acids)
Biological process (GO): actin filament organization; vesicle transport along actin filament
Cellular component (GO): actin cytoskeleton; vesicle; plasma membrane
Molecular function (GO): actin filament binding; microfilament motor activity; ATP binding
Source: RefSeq, a predicted model, not a curated record